AUGGUUGGUGACUCGUGGCAUCAUGCUAAGUGUUGCGAAAUUGGCCAUAACACCUACGAAGAUCUAGCGAACUCGUCUGUCCAUGAGCGUUAUAUUGCUGCUGAUCUACCUGAACUGGACUCUGACUGCGAAAUUGUAUGGGUUAAAUUCCAUAUUCAAAAUUCUAGACCAUUGUAUCUCUGUUCCUUCUAUAGACCACCUGAUAACAAUACAGAUCCUCUGGAUGCCUUGGAUGAAUCUCUACAGAAACUAUCCGUCCUGCAUGGUAAUGGGUCUCCAAACUUUAUCUUAGCUGGUGACUUUAACUUACCUGAUAUUGAAUGGGCUCAUGGCAGAUUGAAAGUCAACUCGUAUUUAUUCAUCAGCAAUGUUCGUACUGGCCCUGGUAUGAGUGACCAUGAUAUUGUUCUCGCUGAUAUUGAUAUCAAGGCCAAGAUCAACAAGAAACCACCACGAAUUGUAAGUCUUUACAGUAAAGCGAAUUGGUCUGGUCURAAAGCUGAUCUCAAUUCAUAUCAACAAAMAUUCUUUGCYUCCAAUCCCCAAGAAAGAACUGUGGUAAAAAAUUGGAAAUCUUUAAAAGAUGCUGUCUCUCAAGCUGCUCUAGAUCACAUCCCAAAGAAGAAAAUUAACGGACGUUGGGACUUACCCUAUAUGUCAAAAGAACUCAAGAGAAUGAUCAGAAAGAAGCAUCGUAGAUAUAAGAAGGCAAAGUUGUCUGGAAAAGCUGAAGAUUGGAAAAAUUUCAAGUACUUGCGUAGAUCUAUCAAAAAAGAACUCCAAUUGGCUCAUGAUAACUAUGUCAAAGAAAUCCUUAACACCUCUGCACUACAUGAGAAGCCCAAACGGUUUUGGUCUUAUAUCAAAGGUUUGAGGAAAGAUAAAACUGGAGUGUCCCAGCUGAAAUUUAAUGGCCUAAUAUCAUCUGAUAGUCAGUCAAAAGCAGGGAUAUUCUCAGCAAUCAGUACCGAGGAAGUGUUCACUAAAGAGGAUCUCGACUCUUUACCAAACCUGCCACCAAGUAAUAUACCUAUAUAA
Messenger RNA from Exaiptasia diaphana, 1038 nucleotides. RefSeq lists its product as uncharacterized. The transcript has 3 exons. The coding region runs from base 1 to 1038 and encodes 345 amino acids. Lineage: Eukaryota; Metazoa; Cnidaria; Anthozoa; Actiniaria; Aiptasiidae. The record is from RefSeq and is a predicted model, not a curated record.